Polypterus senegalus (gray bichir) is the source of this 479-nucleotide messenger RNA. RefSeq names its product signal peptidase complex subunit 1 (gene spcs1). The coding region runs from base 81 to 404 and encodes 107 amino acids. Gene Ontology annotation, biological process: protein targeting to ER. The transcript is spliced from 4 exons. Gene Ontology annotation, cellular component: endoplasmic reticulum membrane; signal peptidase complex. NCBI's taxonomy places the organism in Eukaryota, Metazoa, Chordata, Cladistia, Polypteriformes, Polypteridae. The record is from RefSeq and is a predicted model, not a curated record.
AGGCGGAAGUCGCCCUCUCUUUCUUAUUGGUCGGUGGUGUUUCGCAGGUUUGGAUUGCUUGUAUUCCGGACUCCGUUACAAUGAUGAUGUUGAAGAAUUUGCCGUUUGUGAAUUCAAUUAAUACGCAUAUGGACUACAAGGGACAAAAAUUAGCAGAGCAGAUUUUCCAGUCGAUUAUUGUUGCCUCUGCGGUGGUCGGCUUCAUUUAUGGAUUCAUCGUUGAGCAGUUUGGGUGGACGGUUUACAUCGUGCUGGCCGGCUUUGCACUCUCCUGUUUGCUUACUCUUCCACCGUGGCCCGUGUUUCGUAGACAUCCCCUGAAAUGGCAGCCUGCAGUGGAAGCCCCUGCAGAAACGAGAGAAAAGCAACCCGAGUCUGUGAAGAAAUCCAAGAAGCACAAGUGAAAGACGCCUCUCCUUGGAGUCUGGGCAGACCUUCUGGAUUGUGAAUAGCAUUUCCACCAUUUUUCUUUUUCUUUU